GCACGUUCCGGGUUCUGGAGUAUACAUUUCAGAGCAGCCGGAAUAGCUACUCUACAACGAUGGUCUGACGUGUUCGCGUACUUUCAUUUCUAUUUGUCGUGUGUUUUAGUCUUGUAAAGUCGUAUUUUGUGAGACGAUUGUUCUGUUUUGAUAUUUUACGUAAAUCUUUUCGGCUACAUAACCUGCAAGAAGUUCUCAUUGUGUUUCAAUUGUAAAGCAAUCCAACUAGAAAUAGACUUUGCCGCCCAUUCAAAACAACAGCAACAACAACAUCGCAUCUGUGCAAGAGUGUGGAUAACAGAAUAUGUAUAAUUGACAGCCGCAAAUGUUUCCCCGAUAUUCAGUUGUUUAUAUAUAUGUAUAAUUUUCUUGGCACAAUUUUGGCGGCGACCCUUCGACAAAUUCGGCCAAGUGUGUGUGCUAAAAGUGUACUUUGAUAAUGAAUUUGAUCAAAAAUCAAAACGAUUAGUGAACCAGUGACAUCAUGAAUCUAUAUACAAUAUAUGAUUGGAUUACAUCCCUUCUACGGACGAGCAGUGGCAGCGCCUUUUACAAGGCAAUCGAGGCACCAGAGGAGCCAGUCGGCGUAGCGUCGUCCACAGAUUCAACAGUCGCUGCUGGACAGCAGCAAGAACAAACACAGGCGGCUGCGGCGACCAGUCGCAAUUAUAUCGUACAAAAUGUGGAUGUUGAGUUUAUACCAACAUUAAAUUUUGUGUUUCACAAGUCUGUCGUCAAGAAGGAAGAGCUAAAGCAGCAGCAGCAGCAACAGCAACAGCAACAUGUUGCUGACGACUGCUCAGAUAACGAAUCGACGCACACAUAUAUAAUCUCCAGAAGUAGCUUGACAGCACUUACAAGCUGCUCAAGCAGCACUCCAUACGCGGUCACAUCGACCGAUACUGCAGAGCUACUGCGGCAACAGAAUAAUCUCAGUCUCACCGAGGACGACCAGACAGUGUCCUCGUUUAGUAUUGAACCGCCAACCAGUUCUAUGACCAUUGAAAUGGCCGAGCAACACACAACGGCGACAACAACCACAACAACAACAGCCACAAGAAGUGAGACAGCGAGCAGCAAUGAUAUAAUGGAGACUAGGGCGACCACACUGACUACAACGACAACCACAAGCAGCAGCAUCGAAGAGGAUAUCGAGGAGGCCAUCGAGUUGAGUGAGGUGGAGGAGCAACUGAACUCGAACAUUGAAUCGCUGUCCGAGGCAGCGGCUUUUGCCCGACCGCAACAACAAUCACAAAAAAGUGCCAAAACUGAGAGCAGUGAGGAAGCUGCCGAGUUUCGCAUUGACGACGCUGAACUCUCUGGCGGCCAGCUGGCCCAACAUUUUGUGGUGGAUGAUGAGAGUGAUGAUGACGAUGCUGAACCAAACAGUCCAAAGGAUCAAGCAACGCUGUCCGAUGACGAAGACGAAGACGAUGAAGAUGAUGAUGAUUUUGAUAUUAGUUUACCAUUGGAAAAUAGAAAACCAAUUCACUCCCGUCAUGAAGAAGAUGUUGACGUCGACCCUGGUGUGGAGGUGUCGUUGCAAGCACAGAACGAAAGCGAGAGUCUCAGCAACCAAAGCACCACAGACGAUGUCUCUGAUUUUGUGGAUGAACCGCAUCACGCAUCCGAAUCGGCAAUCGAAGCCGAUGAGGAGGAACAUCCGCAAAGUGCCGCGCCGUCGAGGCUAGAGGAGAGUGAAUUGGAUACAGCUGUUGGGCCACCCAGUGAGCAGGAUCAUUCAAUGGAAGAAAUCGUACACACAAAUGAGUCCAUAGAGAUCACUUAUGAUGGUGAAGAAGCGGCUGUUAGCAGCACGCUAUGCAGUGCAUCGCAAAAAUUAGAAAUGAUUACAGAUCUGGAUGGAUUGGAGCCAUCAGAUGGCCCACAUGCGGUGGCAACUUUAAGGCUGCCCCAAUUGCAACUGGCACAAAUAGUCGAGCACAAAAGCGCCAAGAUGCUUGAAACGCUGUAUCUGCAACCGGAGUCACAAGAACAAAUCAAUGAUGAGGAUGAAGAUGAGGAUGACGAUGAUGAUGAGGAGGAGGAGGCCUCCAUGCAGCUGCUGAAGCUACGUCUUAUGGCCAUGCAUCAGCAGCCGCUGUCUGAGAGCGGUGGCAAGAAUUCACCCACAGAAUCGCCAGCUUCACAGGAGAACACAACAACUAACAGCACAGCAAACGUGGAGCUGAAGCAAAUGGAACGUGUACCGCUGACAGAGUUCAGCAAGGAUGUGCUCGAGGACAUUACCGAGGAGAGUGAACGUCUACUUUCGCUGAGCACCACAGUGGAGGAGCCGAAAUCGCUGUCCCUGGAGGAGACAAAAACACUGCAAGAAUGCAAAGUUGGCAGCAAUUCAAGUUUGGUCAGCUUAAACAUGUUGAAACAGCUGGAGGCCAAGGUGCAGGAUCUACACUCACAGCUGGAGACCAAAGAUAACUGCCUCGCCUCGCUAAACAUGCAGUUGGAGACGGCACGUCGUGAACCCAGUGCGGGUCCAGCAUCUGCGCGGGACAGCAGCUCCCUGGUGACUACCUCAACGGAAUAUCGCACAUUCCAAGAGGAGUUUGGGGCGCCGACGCUAGACAUUUAUGUGGAGCUCUCCCGGCGCGAUGAUAUUAUUGCCAAGCUGACGGAAUCGCUGCAGCACUCGCUAAACGUGCGUGGCCAACUGCAAUCGGAUUCGGAUAGACUUGGCGACGAGGUGCAAGCGUUGCGCAGACAGCUGCAUGAGGCCAUCGACACCGUUAAACGGAGCAGCGGCUGGUCAGAUCGAGAGGCCAAUGCUGGCGGACACAUCUCGGAGAUUUCAAUGGAUCUGAUAAGCGAAAGCGACGAUGAUCUGGAUCGCAACUACCUGACAGAUCACGAGGAGCGUGUAUCGCGCAGUUCACGCGAACGACAGCUGUCGGUGCCUCGCCAGUCGGUGGGCGUUGAUGAUCUGGGCGUGGAACCGCUGCCACCUGAAUGGCCGCCUGCGUUCAGCAAGCAAAUAGAACAGUUCCAAAAAUGCCUGCUGCCCGGCGAGCUGCGACCGUUUCUUUUGGUGCAGCGCAAGUUUGAUGACUAUUUGUCCCAGCAAUUGUCACAGUGCCGGGAUCAGAGCGCCCAAGAGCUUCAAGCCAAUCGGGAGCAGUGGGAGCAGGACAAACUGGCCAGCGAGCAGGCACAGCAGGCGGCACAUGGCAAGCAAAUGGAGGAGCUGCGCAAAUACUUCGAGCAUCGUUGUGCUGACCUAGAGAAACAAUUCUCGGACGAUGUGUUCUCGCACAAGUCUCAGCAUGUGAGCGGCGACACCUCAUCCGAGUGUUCGGAGGUGGAGCAACUGCCCGAUGAGUUGGCCUCGAAGGAAUCAUCGCCGCGCAAGCGUAAACGUGCCGAAUUGCUGCUCAGUCCCAGUCAUCGAGAAAUCACGCCCAGCGGACUAGGUGCCCUGGGCGAGAAGGAGACCAAAGACAAUAUGUCGCUGGAGAUUGCCGACCUCAAAGUCUUCUAUCAGACGCAUAUUCAUGAGCUGAAGCGCUCCCACGCCGAGCAGGUUCGCAAACUGACCGAACGUCUGAGAUUCCAUGAGCGUCGUCAUGCGGACGAUGAUUAUCUGCCUGCACCUAAAUCACCGAGUACCUGCCAAAAAUCCAAUGAAGAUACAGUUGAUGUAUCGCCAGCGCCUGCCCAGAAUCCAAACAGCUCGCUAAUCAUAAUCGAUGAGGAUGAGCUGAAUUUCAAGAACGAAUCGCAGGUGAUUCAGCGCAUCAUUGAGGAGUAUGAGCGACGAUUGCAGGAGCAACUGGCGCUGGCACGCCAGGACAUUGCCACUGAGCUGGAGCAGCAGAUACAGAGUUUGUUGUCGGAGAACGCCGCGAAUGAUCAACACUGGCCCAAGGAGCUUAUAUUGUUACGCGAGAAGUUCACGGCAAAGAGUCAAUUGGAGAUCACCCAGUUGAAUAUCAAACAUGCUGAAGAGAUGUCGCGCAUAAAAUUGGAUUAUGAGAAACAACUCAACCGCAAGAACAAGCGGCAUCUGACCUUCGAUUCGGGUCGAGACUUGGAUCACAUUAUCAACGAGCGAGAUGGUCUGCGGGAAUUAUCAAAGAGUUUUCGCAGCGUCCUCUGUCGCCUGGCCAAGUGUGUGGCCAACUGUGAGGGCGACCUCAACGCAACACUCUCCGAGGAGAUGCAGCGCAUACUGGCACAUAGUCGCAGUCAGGAGGGUGGCGAUGAUUUAGAGCAAACGCUGAGCAGCUCUUUGCUGCAGGGUUCGUUCAAUAACACAAAGCAGCGUCUGGUGCCCGAUGUCCAUAGUCUCUUGGAAGUGGUUGAGGAUCCCAGCCUAGUGCAGUUUAUCGACAGCAAAAGUCCCGACGACAAUAAUGAAGAUUUCGAUUUAGGCGAUUGCCUCGAACGUCUAAAGUCAGAGGCCGCCUAUUUACUGCAACUCUCUGAGGAUCUGGAUAGGCCUAACGUCGCCGAACCUGCAGAGCCACUGGAUGAGACGGAGAAACAGGAACAUGAGCUGUGCUGCGAAGCCGUGGAUGGCCUAAAGACAACUGCACCACAGCAUCCAACUCAGCAGCAGCUGCUCCACGAGUUUAUGCGCACCAACUCGCUAAACGAUCAGCAUUUGGGCGAGGCGCAUCAGCGCAAGACCAGCCAUGGUGUACAAAUCAACAAGACGCACAGUUCACUGCCACUGGAUCUGCAGCAGCAGGCUGGCAAUGCCUCCGAGCUCAGUUUUCAGCUGAUAGAGCUGAAGAAUCGUCUAAUUAAAUCGGAAACAGAUCGUCAGAAACUGCAGCAACAACUCACGAAUACCAUCGAUCGUAAUGCCGAGUUGGGACAGGAGCUGGAGGCGCUGCGCGAUCAGCUAUCGCAGUUGAACUCACUGAAUCAUACAGAUUAUGCCGAGGGCUAUGGCCUCGGUGACAUGAAGAGCUCGCAGGCGCUAGAUCAGUCAUCGGCCAGCUUUGUCCAACUACAGGAAAGGGCACGCCAUUUGCUGACCUCACCCACGCAGAAGCAGCAGCAGCAGUCACAGGAGCCGGGUAAUUCAACGGUGCUAUUACUGCAGAUGAUAGAGGACUUCUGUCGCGAGGGCGAUAAGGUUGUGGAGUCUGGGAAGAAGGAUCGCGAAGAUCUGCAGUCACAGAUUGACACCGCUGACAAACAGCUGAAGGCCACCAGGCAGUUCCUGGAGGAGCAGGCCGGCGAACGCGAACAGGAACGCGAUGAGUUUCAGCGCGAGAUUGAGCAGCUUAAAUUGCAGCUGCGUGACAAGGAAAAAGAGCGCAGCUCUUUUGCCAAUGCCUCUGAGGAGUAUGCCCAGUUGGAGGCGCAAUUGAGCGAGGUCAAUCAACAGCUGGGCGAAUCGAAUGCAAAGCGAGACAAAUUUGAAGUGGAAUUGAAGGCGUCAAUAGACAAGAUCUUUGUGCUGCGCGAGAUUAUCUCGGAGCUGGAGACACAGGUGCAGACCAAGGCGCUCAACGAACAGGUGCUGGACGAGAAGGCCAAGCAGUUGGAGGACUAUGUACAAAUGCAAAUGCGUUCCAAUGAUGCCCUGCAACAGGAGGUGCACAGUCUGAAAACGGACAUCGGCGAAGGAUAUCAGACGCGCAUCCGUCAACUGGAGGAGAAACUGCAGCAGGGCAUACCCUCUGGCGAACACGGCGUGGCCGAGCAACUGCGUGAAAUUGAAACAACACUCGAACAAAAGACCAAGACACUGGAGUCCCUGCACAACUCAAACAACGCCUCCAACUCCUGCAGCCUGAGUGCCACAGAGGAUGUAUCUGUCCACGGUGGCAGUAAGCAGCCAACGGUUGCACAUACAGCGGAAAGUUCACCCACGCAUCACUCACUGACUGUGGAGGGAUUGCAGCGUGUUUCCGAGAAACUGGACAAGCAUACGAGGGUCGAGGAGGCUGCAAUCAAGCGCAUCCGUGAUCUGGAAAUGCAAGUCACUCAGAUGCGCAGUGGCUGUGUGGAAUUGCAGCACGAGCGCGACUCGUUGCAGGGCCGCAUCGAUGAGCAGUCGCAUCGAAUUUCAUCGCUGCAGAAGCGUCUGGAGGAGCAACGGCAACGGGCCGAGCAACUGCAUCGCGUAGGCACCUCCGAUCUCAAUACGCGUGUCCACGAGCUCCAGAGCGAGUUGCGCAAUCUGGGCGAGCAGUUGUCCGCCCGCGAUAAGCAAAUGGCCACCAUGCAACAGCAGCUGCAACGCAGCAAGGAUGAGAUUGUUCGCCUUGAGACAGAGCUUGCUGCACGCUCGCAGCCGGAUCGCAAUCUGAUCGAACGCUUGCGGGCCGAAGUGUUGCAGAAGGGCAACGAGUUGGACAAACUGAAGGAAACAAUGCGCACCGAAAUGGUCAAUCGUCAAUCGCUGCCCGAUCUGAUGCAAACCAUGCUGGCCGACAAGAACGACGAGAUUGACCAUCUGCAGGAGCAGCUACAGGCAAAGGAGCGCGAAUUGCAGGCAGCCAGGGAUGUGAGUCCAGUCUCCUCCCCGGCAGCGGGCAAACAGGAUGCCAGCACGAAACACAGUGCUCGCACUCUCAGCGAUAUUGGUUCGAUCACCGAGUUCCCCGAACCGGAUGUGGAACGUCGGGCAACAAUGCGCAGUCUCAAUGCACCCCUGCAGUUGCCCGAGUCUGCAGUGGGCUUCCUGCAUCAGACAAUGGAAACUUCAAAGGAAGCUGUCGCAAAUCUCACGUACAAGCGUACUGAUGACUUGAGUGGUUUUGUGGUGGCACAUCCGGCCAACACUUUUGAGCAUCCACACUACUUCCAGGAUCCCAAUGCACUUGGCGUAACCACACAAGUCAGUGGCGAAUUGACGCCAGGCUUGGUGCCGCGACAGAUCAAUUUCUCGAAUUUAACCGAAGACUCCAAGUUUAAGACGCCCAGUCUGUUGAUGCAAACACCAGAGCUGCCUAAAGCUAUAACAUCACCGGAACUGAAGCAGCUGAAGGAAAAGCUAUCCGCACUGGAGGAGGAGAAACAACAGCAAAAGACCGAACUGGAGCUGAAUCUUAACCAAUUGCAGCAGCAACUAGCACACGAAAAGGAGCAGCUGGACAGGCAGCAAAAGCUAAUACGCGGCCACGAGGAGAGUGAGCGAAAAUAUCGCCAACGCAUCGACUUGCUGGAGAACAGAAUUCUGGAGACUGCCGCCCAGGAGGCUGCCGAUCGUGAGACGCUCCGGAAAGAACUGAACUUGGUCAGUGCGGCGCAUGCACAAUGCGAACAACAGCAUCAGGAAAUGGCUGCGACACGAAAGCAAGAGUUAGAGACUCUCAAUGCUGAGAUAAAAACAAAGACGGAGCAUAAUCGAGAACUGACAGGACGAUUGCAGUUGGCAAUGGAGCGCACUGAUCAAUUGCAGCGACAGGUGCAGGAUUUGGAGCGUGAUCUCGAACGAUUGAAGAACAAUGAGCACAGCUCCAAGCAAUAUUCGGUAGACGAGAUUGCACAGCAAGUAGAAAAGGAGCUCAACUACUCGGCCCAACUCGACUCAAACAUACUCAAAGCCAUUGAGAGCGAAGAGGAGAACAAUUUGGACAACAAGUUGCACCAGAAGGAAGUCCAAACCGAUGCGGAUCCCACCGCUGGCAAUGGCAACGGUCACGGCACCGAUGACGAGAACUUUACGGGUGAACGUGAGCUGCUUAAUCAACUGGAGGCAGUUAGGGCUCAGCUGGCCGUGGAGCGCGAACAAACGGAGACGUUGAGCCAAGAGCUGCUGGGCGAGAAACAUCAUUCGCAGGAAAUACAGGAACAGGAUGUCCUGAUCAUCGAGGCGAUGCGCAAGCGUCUCGAAGCCGUUCUCGAAGCCGAAGAUGAGCUACACAAACAAUUGGACAUGGAGCGCGAACGAUGCGAACGACUGCAAACGCAGUUGACAUCAUUGCAGCGUGCCGAGAGUCGACGCAGCAGUUCGCUUUUAAAGUCACCCACAGAAUCACCACGGAAAUCACCGCGUGCCGAUUUCGAAUCGGAGCUGUGCGAACGACUACGCAGCGAACUGAAGCUACUGACUGCCCAGAAUGAGCGGGAAAGGGAACGAUCAGCGGACGCCCAACGCAACAGCGAACGGGAGCGACAACGGUAUGAGAAGGAGUUGCAGGAACGUGUCGCAUAUUGUGAACGACUCAAGCAGGAGAUGGAUAAGCUGGCGCGUGACAAGGAUUCGGCCGAAAUGGAGCUGGAGCAUUUCAACGAACGCCUCACACUGCAGGCCAACGAGAUAGAGAGUCUGGAAGCGCGAAUGGUGACCCUACAGGAGACGGAGACGCGUCGCGCCAACACCCGUGCUCGGCAGCACCAGGAAGAGGCCAAAUUGCAGGCCGAGAUUCAUGAGCUAAAAUCAAAGCUAUUGGCUGCCGAGUCCACGAAAGAAAACCUCGAACAGAAGAUCAACCAGUUGCGCUUUGAUGUCGCCCGCUCAUCGCAGCGCGAAUCAAAGUUAUCCGAGGCCUUGGCUCAGGCCAACGAUCGUCUGGCCCACAGCACUGAUGAUACUGUGCCGGCACAAUUCCUGCAAAAGAUGAAGGAGAUCAACACGCUGCUGGCGGAGAACACGCAAGAGAAUCGCCAGAUGGCCGAAACUGUGCAGUAUCUGGUUGGAGAGCGUAUUGCGCUGCAGAAGAAGUGCGAGGAACUUGGUGCGAGCAAUGCCAAUGGCAAUGGCAAUGGGAAUGCGAAUGUCAGUGAACUGGAGGAGCGAUGCCGUCAACUACUUGGUCGCUAUCUGCGCGUAGAGAGCCAUCGCAAGGCGCUCGUAUAUCAGAAGCGAUAUCUCAAGCUAACCCUGGAAAGCUACCAAGCGAGUGAACAGCUGGCGCUACAAAAUCUUGCUGGUGCUCCUGGAUUGAAACUGACCCCUCAGCGAGUUACCAAAAAAAAGCUCUUCAAGACUGUCGCACUGGCCAUCAUCGCCAUACAACGCAUCAAGUAUAUUGGUCGCAUUUGGCACACUGGCAAGCGUAUUGUUAGCAAAUCGGUCUUCACAAUAACGCAACAAAGAGCUGGCCCGUGUCUUAAUCUAAACGUGCCAGCAUCCCCCCUGCCCGUGGCCAAUCAAUAUGCCAACUUGAAUGGCAACACGCCCACCAAUUCGAACAACACGGGGCGUAUGAGUUAUGCGCCAGCCUCACCGUCCCACAUGCCAGCUGUGAACUUCAGCGCCCUGCAGCCCAUCGUACUAGCCCACGAUUAUACAUUGCAAACACCGGCCCUGCUCAAUAAUAAUCAUGGCAACAAUAGCUACAGCAGCAACAACAACAACAACAAUAAUAAUAAUAAAAAUGACAGCUUGUUACCUUCGUUGACCAGUCUGGACUGGCCGACGACACAAAAAUCGAAACGCGUUCAUUCGCGACAUCAUUGAUUAACGCAAAUAAAAACUGGAAUUAUGCUCAAAUCUAAUUUGUUGUAGAGAACCCAUUACCAAGACAGCCAUGCAUCCCAGUUGGAGGAUGUAUAUGUAUAUGAAGAGCGGCCCAUAUUAGUGUUAAUGUUCUAUUCCUGCUAAUUGUACAUUUUAAGAUGUUUGUUAAGUCAUUAUCAAUUAAUUGUAUCUCUAGUUAUAUCUAGUUAAGAGCCAAAAAUUGUCAACACCAACAAACCCUAGCUUGAUUAUGGUAUGUAAAUGUUAUUUGCAUGUAACAAUUAAUUAAUUAAUGUUUGGAAUUAUAGUUCUUAGUUGACCCUGUCUCAAACCCCAGUAUUUAUGUUCUAUAUAUGUUUAAACACUUAGUUUAUAUUGAUUUACCUAAGGAACAGCCACAUUAAUUACCCUAAUUUCGUUUAAUUUAAGUCCUGUGCGAUUGUUUAAUUGUUUUUAGGUUGAUUAAAGUAAACUUA
Drosophila grimshawi is the source of this 9858-nucleotide messenger RNA. Its product is annotated as A-kinase anchor protein 9. The transcript is spliced from 13 exons. NCBI's taxonomy places the organism in Eukaryota, Metazoa, Arthropoda, Insecta, Diptera, Drosophilidae. Gene Ontology annotation, biological process: signal transduction. The coding region runs from base 485 to 9382 and encodes 2965 amino acids. Gene Ontology annotation, molecular function: molecular adaptor activity. The record is from RefSeq and is a predicted model, not a curated record.